GGGGGCGGAGUUGCGUAUAGUAAGGCCCUCCCCGCUGUCUGUUCUCUAACCAAUCGGCUCUAGGCGGGUCAAACUCCCGCCAAUGUAUAAACCGCGCAGUCUGAGGAGAGCGGGAGUUCGGUGCACGCUUCCACCGUCAAGGCGCGUUUGUCACACAGAAAAACCGGAACCGCCACAGAACAGCCGCCAUCAUGUGGAUCCAGGUGCGCACCAUGGACGGCCGGGAGACUCACCGCAUUGACUCCCUGUCUAAGCUGACCAAGGUGGAGGAGCUGCGGGAGCGCAUCCAUGAGGUGUUCGGGGUGGAGCAGGACCGCCAGCGGCUCUUCUACCGGGGGAAGCAGAUGGAGGACGGACACACGCUCUUUGAUUACAGCCUUGGCCUCAAUGACAUCGUGCAGCUGCUGGUCCGCCAGCUCCCGCCUCCCCCGGGGCCUGCUCCGGUCACCGCGGAGGACACCGACGACACCCACAUGUCCGAGACUGAUCCCGAAGAGCUGCGGCCGGAGGAGGAGCAGCCGCCCGCCGAGCCCCCCGCCCGCGGCCUGUACCGGGUGAAGGAGCUGGUGGACGCCCGGGACCUGCACAUGGGCGCCUGGUUCGAGGCUGAGGUGGUCAGUGUGACCCAGGGAACCCCCGCCGAUGACGUCAUCUACCACAUAACGUACGAGGACUAUCCUGAUCAGGGGGUGGUGCAGCUGACGGGCAAAGAUGUCAGACCCCGGGCCAGGACCAAGUUAUCCUGGGAGGACCUGCGUGCUGGACUAGUGGUCAUGGUCAACUACAACCCGGAUGACCACAAGGAGAGGGGCUACUGGUACGACGCCGAGAUCCUCCGAAAAGAAGAGGGCAAAGCCUGCAAAGAGCUGUACGCCAAGCUGUUACUGGAGGGCACAGGGGGCGCCACAGAUGAAUGCAAAAUCCUGUUCGUGGAUGAGGUGUUUAAAAUCGAGUUGCCCGGUACCCCAGUCCCUGCUGAGACCCUGCCCCCGAAGGAGUCUCCCCAAAAGCCCAAGACUGGUCCACAGUGCAAGCUCUGCAAGGAUGACCCCAAAACAAAGUGCCGCAUGUGCGCCUGCCACGUCUGCGGGGGCAAACAGGACCCUGAGAAGCAGCUGCUGUGUGACGAGUGCAACAUGGCCUUCCACAUCUACUGUCUUCACCCUCCACUGUCCGCCCUGCCCGAUGUUGAUGACUGGUACUGCUCGAACUGUAGGAACGAUACCAGCGAGGUGGUGCUGGCCGGUGAGAAGCUGAAGGAGAGCAAGAAGAAAGCCAAGAUGGCAUCUGCCAGUUCAUCCUCUCAGAGAGACUGGGGUAAAGGCAUGGCAUGUGUCGGGCGCUCCAGAGAAUGCACAAUUGUUCCGUCCAAUCACUAUGGCCCGAUACCCGGCGUACCCGUUGGCACCAUGUGGAAGUUCAGGGUGCAGGUCAGCGAGGCGGGGGUGCACCGGCCUCAUGUGGCCGGCAUCCACGGAAGAAGCAAUGAUGGCUCCUAUUCUUUGGUGCUGGCGGGAGGUUAUGAGGAUGAUGCCGACGAUGGGACUGAGUUUACCUACACUGGGAGCGGAGGUCGUGACCUCUCGGGGAACAAGCGGACGGCGGAGCAGUCAUGUGACCAGAAGCUCACCAACACGAAUCGGGCCCUGGCCCUCAACUGCAGUGCCCCCAUCAAUGACAAGCAAGGGGCUGAAGCUAAAGACUGGAAAGCGGGUAAACCCGUGCGUGUUGUGCGCAAUGCCAAGGGGCGGAAACACAGCAAAUACGCCCCAGAGGACGGCAACCGGUACGACGGCAUCUACAAGGUGGUGAAGUACUGGCCUGAGCAGGGCAAAUCCGGCUUCCUCAUUUGGCGCUACCUGCUGAGGAGAGAUGAUGAAGAGCCGGCACCAUGGACCAAGGAGGGUAAAGAGCGCACAAAGAAACUAGGCCUCACCAUGAAGUACCCUGCGGGUUACUUAGAAUCCGUUGCCAACAAGGAGAGAGAGAAGGAAAACAUAGAUUCGGAUGAACUGGAAACUCCGGUCAAAGGAAAGAGAAAAAGGAAAUCGGUCAUUGAGGAUGAUGAUGAUGAUAAAGAGGACGACGAGGGAACGCCUAAGAAGACUAAAACCGAACUGGAGUACGACCUGACCCCGGAGCAGAAGGAGCUGAUUGAAAAAGACGAGAUGAAUGUCAAGUUGUGGAAUGAAGUGAUGACGCACCUCCAGGAGGGUGCAAUAUUCAUCAAUAAGGUGGAGGAGACCUUCCUGUGUAUCUGCUGCCAGGAGGUGGUGUACGAGCCCAUCACCACCGAGUGUCUGCACAACAUCUGCAAGAGCUGCCUCGACCGCUCCUUCAAAGCCUCCGUGUACAACUGUCCGGCCUGCAGGCACGACCUGGGCAAAAACCACAACAUGCAUGUGAACAAGCCCCUGCAGACCCUUCUCAGCCAGCUCUUCCCCGGCUACGAGAGGGGACGGUAAUUCCUGCUCAGUCACUGUGUCUUACUUUCCCUUCUUUGAGCAGAUAACGCUCUGUCCUUUUACGACCCUAUAAGAGAUCAGAGGCCACAAUGGACGCUCCAUUCAUCUCAGGAACUCUGAAAUGACAACCUACUAGCAUGCCCCUGUGUCUACCUGUAUGUGGGUGUGAGGCUACGCUCUCCAUGUGCGGUUCUCUAAUCCUGGGAUAGACAUCAAAUCUGCAUCUUGAAGACAUGGACAUCUGAGACCAAGUCCCAUAUUACAGGGGUAUUCCUAUCUCAUAUUGCUGGGAUAUGCCAUCACGAUGGGGGGUGACCUCUGGGACUUCCAAUCAUCUUGAAAACAAAGACAGCAGAGCUGGUUUAAUGCUACGUCCCAGUCUGUUGUACCCCCGCCAUCCGGGGACCUGCAGCCAGCUUAGAUGCCACACUGCUACAGGGCUCUGCACAGGAGCACUGCUGUCCACGGGAGCAAUUAAAGGUGUAGAGCUCCUGCCCCUUCAUUUUCAGUCAGUGGGUUCCUAGAGGUUGACAUGUUAAUAUUCCAGUUAGAAUCAGGGGGGUGAAUACUUCCAGUGCUGCUGUUAAAAGAGAACCUGUGUCUGAUAGAGGAGCGACGUAGAAAUACAGGUUUGUGUGAAAAGAUUCAUUAUAACUAGAGAUGAGCGAAUGUCAUAUUUUGACAUUUGUUCACGCUUUGUUUGUUGAAGGUGAAUUGCGUUAUGGAUUCCGUCACCACUGACCAUAACGCAAUU
Molecule: messenger RNA, 3219 nt
Organism: Bufo bufo (common toad)
Lineage: Eukaryota; Metazoa; Chordata; Amphibia; Anura; Bufonidae
Product: E3 ubiquitin-protein ligase UHRF1-like
Exons: 1
Coding region: 192-2465 (757 amino acids)
Biological process (GO): negative regulation of gene expression via chromosomal CpG island methylation
Molecular function (GO): protein binding; ubiquitin protein ligase activity
Source: RefSeq, a predicted model, not a curated record